GGUGUCUCGUGUCAACAGCUUGUUUGAGUCACCAAAGACGGAUAUCUGUGGAAUUGUGAUGAAUUUGUGUACCUAUCAUAAUAUUUGGACAUGAUGUGAUGUAGAUAUCAUACCUAAGACUUCAUACCCUUCGUCAAUAUAUAGUUUUUCACUUUUUAUUCAAAACAUGGGCCUACUGUUCACAAGACUCUGGAACCUUUUUACGAACGAAGAACAUAAGGUUAUCAUUGUUGGCCUAGACAAUGCAGGGAAGACAACCAUUUUAUAUCAGUUUUUAAUGAAUGAGGUGGUGCACACAUCCCCAACUAUCGGCAGUAACGUAGAGGAGGUAGUAUGGAAAAACAUCCACUUCCUCAUGUGGGACAUUGGUGGACAGGAAACACUCCGGUCGUCCUGGAAUACAUACUAUACAAAUGCUCAGUUUGUGAUACUGGUGAUAGACAGCACGGACAGGGAGCGGUUAUCUAUAACGAAGGAGGAACUGUAUAAAAUGCUCAAUCAUGAUGAUCUGAGGAAAGCAGCUGUACUAGUGUUUGCUAACAAACAAGACAUAAAGGGCUCAAUGUCUGCGGCCGAGAUAUCACAACACCUGAAUCUGACAUCAGUCAAGGACCAUGCCUGGCAUAUACAGGCCUGCUGUGCUCUUACUGGGGAGGGACUUUACCAAGGUUUAGAGUGGUUAUCAAGUAACCUAAAAAGAAGAUGAUAUUGUUUAGGAUAGCAAGUGAGAGACUGCAGUAUUUACUAUGGUGCACUGGAGAUUAAGUGGUUCAGGACGUGACCAGGAGAUUGAGAGACCAUUAUAAUUGAUCAAAGGAACAUCUUUACAGUUCCUGUCUGAUUUCUCACCAUCCUCUGUUGUCAUUGAUGUGCCAUGCCAGGCUACCAAGCCUUGUUCCACCGUUGUCAGGAAUGUGUUCAGAAACAUUUUCACAUUACCAUGACUACCAAUCUUAAGUGCUGAUUCACAUGUAAUUAAGAAUAUAUAUAGAAGAUUUGUUUACAAGAGCCACCAGUUUCAUGUUAUUUGAGCUAUCCUGGCCCAAAGAGCCACAUGCCAUGGCACACCAUCCAUGUGUCCAACUUUUCUGACAUCUUGAACUUUCCUGUCCCUCCCCUGUAAAGAUUUCACAAAAAAAUAAGCUAUUUGAUUAAAUUAAAGCAAUCUUGUCACACAUGCAUAAGAGGCACAGAUGAGUUUAAUAUUGUUCUAGCAUGCCAAAGGGGAUAGAAAGAAGUAUAUGUUUGUACUUAGAUUACAUGGCUAUGAAAAAGGCCUCAUGGAGGUCAAAGUUCAAUCUAGAUACAAUAGGAAUCCAUGUGUAGGACUAAUUUCCUUAAGAAUAGUAAUUGUUAAAAAUUGACUAUACUUUGUAAUAUAAACUGGAUCUUACAUUUCAUAUACAGUGGAUCGUAGUCCUGUAGUGUACACUUAAAUUAAAUUAUGUUAAAUCACUUAGCAUCGCAUUCACAGGUUAAAUUGAACCUUAUAUAGUUUUGAUAUUCUUUGUUUUUAUGCCAUUAAGUCUGUUUAGAUUAGAAUCCUACUACUGUCCUUAAACUUCACUAAAGACUGCAGGCAUAUUUAGAUUAAAAACACUUUCAUUGCUGCUAACUUUAACCCUUUCAACCCUAUAUAACUUUAGUAAACUCUACCAUGCAUUGAUCUGGAUGAGUUCAUUAUGAACCACUGUUGAGAGGGUUAAAGCAGUGAAAUUGAUAGAUUCAAAUUCACAGCUAGUUUAUCUUUUUGGCUGGGGUAGCUUAUAUAAGUAAGUACAUUGUAGGCCACCCAUAGGGUAAAAGUCAAGAAUGGGUUGUUAUAUAUGUUGAUGUAAGAUAUAUAUUUAUUACUUUAUAUCCAAUAAAGAGAGUGAUACAGGCCCCAUGGACAUUAGAGAAAUGAGAACAAUAUAUGAACAUGUACAGGUAAAUUCACAAACAAGCUGUAUAUAUAUCAUAGAUUGAGUGAUCAUUUUUAUGAACAGAAAAAAAACAAUAUUUGGUAAAUAUGUUCUGUUCAAGUUCUUAUUUUUGAGAGUGGAUUUGUGAUUUAGUUACAUGAGGAAUGCCAAAACUAUUGAAAGCGAUCACUCAUAUCGAAGUAAAUUGUAUUAUGCAGGUCUAAAUAUUGUAACAGUGUAAAUGUAUGAGUGAAUAAUUGUACACUAAAUGCAAGUCAUUAUACGUGAUUGACAGGGAAUGAAUGAGAAUUAAAGAUUGUAUAUACUGGCUGCCUACAGAGUUAGAUUAAGUGUGAGUGUUUUGUGAGGGAUGUGUAUGCUCAAGCAUUGCCUGUUUGGAGUUUACUUAGUCGAUCAAAUACAACGCCAACUUUACAUUUUUUUAAUCAGGGAAGAUAUCUCUUGUUAAGCAUGUAAAUGUUGUAUGAUUUUUAGGCAUUAUUAACUUCUGUUUUUGUGAUAAAUAUAGCUCUUGUAAGUGAAUGUUUAGUUAUGGAAGGACGUUUUCCUGUUUUCCAGGUGAUAACGUUUUUCACCCCAGGAUUUCAGGUUUUCUUUUGAAAUGACACCAUCCAUAGAAUUCAACUAACACUAUCGGGUACAAUCAUAGAAGUAAUAGGCAAAAAACAACCAAAUGGUUAUAAAUCUAGAUCAAAUUAUUAUUGGAUAAUUUUGACUUGAUUAUGCAUGUAAUUUUAACAAAAAUGAAAGAAAAAAACGCUUAAAAAUAGUAUUAUCAGAACCUUUUUUCCACAAUCACUAGUUAUUGUGUUGAGGAAGCUGAUCCUAUUGACAUACAUUUAUUGUCGUGCCUAGUUUGGGACAUACACAUGUACAAUUUAUUUUCACUAUUAAAUGCAAGGCACACAGCUUGUAUUGUCACUUACUGCUGAAAUCAGAAAGCUUAAGAUUUUAUUAAAAAUAUAUUUAAAAGAUGUAAAAAAAACACCUUGCAGCUCAUUCUUGUUUCUUGUUGAAGAAUUAGGGCAAAGAAGGCGUUUCCUUCGUUAGUAGAACAGUACAAUUGUAGGUUUAUAUUGUCUUGUUUGAUCUUUUCUUAAGGAUUUUCAUAUCACUGUCAAAAACAGUAACUGUGCACUGGAAACGGUUUCUCCAGCAUGUCUGUAGUUUUGAUAAAUUGAUUUCUUAAAAGAAAACCAUAUUCAGCAGAAUGUUAUGAAAAGUAGAGUAAAACUAGUCAAACUGUAAUUAGCAAACAGUGGGAAAAGGAUACUUGAUUUGCAAAAAAAGACAACUUAAAAACUCAUUGAACAUUCAAAAUGAUACUUAUCUGGCUGUUGCUAUAAUCAAACAUUGUAAACAAAUAUUUAGUCAGAUACUACUGUCUCAUAUUAUGUUCAAUGAAAACAUGUUUUAUUAUUGGAAUUUAUUAUACGAGUAUUUGAAUUAAAAUUGAAUACAUGUACACAAAUGUACCAGUAUUUGGCUUCAAAAUCAGUAUAGAGUACUUAAGUAUGUACAGUGGAAACCGUUUGUAUACCUCCCCUUACAGUUAUUGUCAUGUUAACGUGUUAGGAGAGCUGUGAUUAGACCAUGUUAUUGACUUCAGGAAGGGGUCUCCAAAUACAGGUUUUACAGUAGUAGAACAUAAUAUGUCCAUACAGGAAUUCUCCACACCAAUUCUGUUAAAAGGAAAUUUGGUAAAUUAAAAGUACAAAGAAUGUAAAUUAUUUUUCAUUCGUUAAUAAGAAAAUAUUUCAUAACCAUUGGUAACAAAGCUGAUGUGCCAAAUGGAUCUCUUUAACCUUCCAUAAAAAAAGUUUAUAAAGCAAAAAUACUUUUUCAUUGUUUUUUUCCCCCUGUAAAAAGUGACGAUAUUGUAGUUUCCCUGUAUCAGUCAGCUUUAUAACAUUAAGGAUUUAACUCAAUCACACCUGCAGACUCAUUUGAACUCUUCCAAUUCAAAGGUUGGAAUAAUUCAUUAUGAAAUUUUAGGGGUAAAUGAGUUAAAGACAAUUGUAUUAUAGUUAGAGAUCGAAAAUAGUUCAGGAUAGUUUAGAGUCUCUUUGCAAUGAUGGACUAAGGGUCAGUACAAGGCUGGACCAUGUAUAUACAUCAGGAUGUAUUAAGUGGUUUGUCAUUAUUUUAAUUUUACACAAGUCGGUCUGAUGUUUGUUAUACAUAACGCAGUCACUAGGUUGUAAUGAUGGAAAUGGUACAUCAGCAGAAAACAGAGUUCUGAUGAGAGUUUGUGACAUGAAUGAAUGAAAUCAGACAUAUGUUAAAGAAAUACUGAGAUACUCAUUUCUACAGAAGCUCAUCAUCUUUUAUCAUUUAUCCAAAUUUUGAUAACCUGGUAUUUCUUUUUCACGUCUUCAUAGUAUGAUAACUAAAUGAUUGACUGCUGGGUGAGUGGAUGCUAUACCAGGCAACAAGUAAUGAUUUCUGUAGGUUUAAUUUGGAUUCCAGUUGCGACAAUCAAACAAAUUGAACUCCAUUGUGAACAAAACGAUAGAUGGUGUUAUUGUAGUAUCAGUGGUUGAAUUAAAAGGUUCUUGUGGAUUAAAAUUGAUUUUAUCAAGGAAAAGUAGUGCUGGGAUGUAACACUUAAUUGACAUAAAUAUCUUCAUUUCUUCUACAUCUACUGAUCUUGGCCCUCACAAAACUUCCUAACUGUCAGAACGUGCUCAUUUCUCAAAUUCAGAUUAUUAUUCAAGGGAUUUGUUUUGUCAAUGUGAAUUGAAAUAGGGUUUUUUUUCUUAUUAAUUCAUAUAACAAAAUCACUACAUAAUUUAAAACAGUGGAUUAAUUGCAGAAAAUUCAACUCUAGAACCUUAAAGAAGAGAUGUAUCGUUUAAGGGAAUUUGAGAUUAAGAAUGUUCCGCAAAUGAAUACCUUUUGUGAUACGGGGGCUUGGUGGUUAAUUACUGUGUUCUUACAAUGAAAAGGUUAAUUGUCAAAGCUAUGAGGAGAAAAUCUUCCAGAAUGAUAUUUAAUGUGUUUAAAUUAUAAUAAAAAAAGUUUGGAAUUUGUUUUGUUGAACAAUAAUCACUAACUUAAUACAUUUUAAGUUUUGGCUUCAUGUAAAUCAACGUUUAAAGUAUUUCAUGCUUGAUGAUGAGUAUGCAAAGCUUUAAUUGUUUUUGUUUGAAACUAUUUAAAAUGUGUAUGCACUAUGUUGAUGGCCAGACUUCUAUACUCUAAUGUAUCUUUAAUUAUGUUGCCCACAUUAAACAUUUCUUUUCAGAGUCCAAUUUGUUUGUUGUGCAAGAAGUCGUAUAUGUAUCGUUUAUAGCCCAGUAUCCAUCUUUUCACUGUGACCUAUUUCCUGUUAUUCAUGUUCUAUAUAAUGUUGUCAACAUAUGAUUGAGCAGUAAUGAUAUUUAGGCGCUUUUCAAGCUAAUUCAAAGGCACCUAUUUACGAUAACUGUUGGUAUGAAAUCAAUUAACCCUUUCAUCCGUAUGUAACUUUAGUAAACUCUACCACUUAUUGAUCUGGAUAAGUCCGUUAUGGUUUACAGGGGUGAAAGGGUCAAUUCCUGCAUGUAAUAGCUCAAUAUAACACUAAGUAAUUAUGCCACAGAGUGUUUAGAAAGAGGCAGAUGGAAGAGGUAUGAGAGGCGAGUAUGGACUACUACUUUGAGUAGUCGGAAUUAUUCGGACGUUUUAUCGACUCUUUUGAUAAAAAAAAAGUCGAUAAAACGUUAGAAUAAUUCGGACUACUACUUUGGGUUGAAUUAGGAAGUGUUAUUUUAUUUUCGCGCUCAGAACAAUGAAAUGUGAUUCACAUUUUAAUUAUCAUAACUGGCCAGUAUGACAUCUAGAUAAUUUGAUAUUGUAGUGGAAGUGUUGAAUUGGCGAUUUCAAAUCACUGCAAUAUGCGCAAAAAUAAAAUUACCACAAAAACCCGUGAUACAGUAAUUUUUCUACCAUUGAAUUUCUCUAAAAAAAACUAUAUUCAUGAAGUAUUUUGAAUUGUGAGUAUUCUGUUAUGUAAAAUGAAAUAAAGACUUUAAUGUG
Messenger RNA from Mizuhopecten yessoensis (Yesso scallop), 5945 nucleotides. Its product is annotated as ADP-ribosylation factor-like protein 5B. The transcript is spliced from 6 exons. Lineage: Eukaryota; Metazoa; Mollusca; Bivalvia; Pectinida; Pectinidae. The record is from RefSeq and is a predicted model, not a curated record. Gene Ontology annotation, molecular function: GTPase activity; GTP binding. Gene Ontology annotation, biological process: protein localization to Golgi membrane; intracellular protein transport; vesicle-mediated transport. Gene Ontology annotation, cellular component: trans-Golgi network; cytoplasm. The coding region runs from base 167 to 706 and encodes 179 amino acids.